UUUACUUUACUGUUAUGACGUCAAAAGCAUCACAUGCGGUUCUUGAUUUCGCAUCGCUGACAACAUAUUCAUCUGCGCAAGCCGAUCACCACACAAUGACGGAUUAUGAGACGCGAAGACUGGAAAACAUCAAGCGCAACCAAGCCUUGAUCAACGAGCUCGGAAUCAACAAAGUGAAGCAAGAGACGUCGACGAAGCGACCACCACCAAAGAAACGCAAGCUCUCACCUUCAACAUCACGGCCCACACGCGUCUCUGCGCGUAUAGCUACGACAGAGCGUCCGAUUUACAAUGACGAGCCCUCGAUCUCAAACAAAGCGUCUUCGCGAUCCUCGAGGAAGAAUGGCGCAAAGAAAGAGCAGAGUGUAGUUGCGGAUGCCGUCGAGACAGAAGCGCAAUCACCCCCAGCAGACCUUGAAGACAUACGCAAAGGCUGGACCGCUUGGGAGUCAGUAGCACCUCCACCCACAAGGGACGAAGAUGGCACCUUCCACUUCGACGAGCAUCCCACCUUCCUACCAAAUAAAUCGCCAGCCGAGAUGCUCGCUGAAGGUGCCUUCGGAGGUUCAUACUACCGACCGCUAUACUCAAAAAGCCUACGCACUACAGUAGAGGAUGACUGGAAAGAACUGCCUGGAGAAUGGUUGAAAGACCUGAACGUUGAAAGAUACCUUACAAGCUCCUCCUACGAUCCAGAGGUCAAUAAAUUCAAGGUCAGAUGUGGACAGAGCAUUGAAGAGUGGGAAGUCGCGGGCUGGAUAGCGCAUGCGUACGAUGUACGCGGCUGGUUCCAAUGGUAUACACGAUUCUGGCAAGGUCGUCGUUGCGAUGAUGACGAUAGACAGAUUGGAAGAUGGGAGCGUUGUGUUGGCGAGAGAGGGCGCUGGCGUCGGAUGCUCUUGAAGAAGUACCUGCAGGCUGGAGUCAAAACAGUCGCGGAUGAGGGAGUCGACGAAGAAGAGGUGUCGCCAGUCAUGCAUCAGACCUGUCACCAAUGGGCGUGGGAGGUCCGUCAACCUUCUUUGGAUGAAGCAUGGGCUGGUCAGUAAUCCUUUUGUACAUAGCUCCAUCAUGGCCGUGCUUGCCCUAUCACGAAGAUCACAUCCAAGAUCGAUUCGUGGGGAGGCUUUUGAAUCCGACAAGACAUUCAUCACAACACACCUCCAGCAUUUAGCAGGUGAUCAAGAAGACCAAUCCAGGUGUUGAGAGAUAUGUGGGAGGUGUAUUCUGUAAUUUUAUGUUUUCACAAAAAGUCGGGUUGCAAGAGCAGCUGUCACGUGGAUGUGGCAGCGUGCGAAGCGAGGCCAUCAACAACGCGCU
Aureobasidium pullulans EXF-150 is the source of this 1320-nucleotide messenger RNA. RefSeq lists its product as uncharacterized. Bases 96 to 1049 code for a protein of 317 amino acids. The record is from RefSeq and is a predicted model, not a curated record. The transcript has a single exon. Lineage: Eukaryota; Fungi; Ascomycota; Dothideomycetes; Dothideales; Saccotheciaceae.